This is a messenger RNA of Thlaspi arvense, 1434 nucleotides long. NCBI's taxonomy places the organism in Eukaryota, Viridiplantae, Streptophyta, Magnoliopsida, Brassicales, Brassicaceae. The record is from the annotation of a GenBank genome assembly.
AUGGAUACAGAGGAUAGAUCGGAGAUUGCCUUCUUCGACGUCGAGACGACUGUGCCAAAGCGAGGCGAACGUUUCGCGAUUCUGGAGUUCGGCUCAAUUCUUGUAUGCCCGAAGAAACUUACGGAGCUCCGAAGCUACACGACUCUGGUCCAGCCCAUAGAUUUGAGUCUCAUAUCUUCCUUGUCCGUGCGGUGCAACGGCAUCAAGCGUGACGAUGUCGUUUCGGCGCCUCUGUUUGCCGAAAUCGCUGAUACCGUCUACAACAUCCUCCAUGGGAGGAUAUGGGCAGGCCACAACAUAUUGAGGUUUGAUUGUGCAAGGAUUAGAGAAGCCUUUGCCGAAAUUGGACGCCAGCCACCGGAGCCAAAAGGCGCCAUCGACUCAUUGGCUUUGCUAACUCAGAGAUUUGGUAGAAGAGCGGGUAAUAUGAAGAUGGCAACUUUGGCUACUUAUUUCGGACUCGGCAAUCAAACCCAUAGGAGUCUAGACGAUGUUAGAAUGAAUCUUGAGGUUCUCAAAUACUGUGCCACUGUCUUGUUCUUGGAGUCGAGUCUCCCAGAUGGACUUGUAGACAACAACUCGGUAUCUCCAGAUACUACUAGUUCAAGGAGACGUCUCCAAGCAUCUUCUUCUCGCGAGGGUAGCACUGUACUUGGCUCUCUCACGCUACCAUCCAUUGGCGAGAACAGUGUAGCUCAGCCAGAUCCGUUUAACAUGAGCCUCUUGAGGAAUGAAAUGGCUUCCGACAGCCACCUUCAGUUAGACACUCUCAUGGAAGAAGAAGAAGAAGAAGAAGAAGGAGGACAUCAACCAUCUGAUACUGUUGUCUCCCAGGUUACAAGUGACCAUGAGGGAUUCUUGGCGCCUGAUGCGAUAUCUAUUGCAAACAUCAAAUCGGUUCUUGUCCCGUUUUAUCAUGGAAGCCAAAUGAUGAAACUGAAGCUACUCCACGGCGAUGCCCCUCUGCAGCUCUACUGUUCCUGUCUGAAAAUACGAUUUGGAGUCAAUGGGAAGUAUCUAGACAACGCCGGGAGAAGGAGGCUGAAUUUUGUUGUGGAUCUGAAUACAAGUCUGUGCAGUAUACUCGAAGCAUGUGACAGUAAAGCGCGGAAACUAUCUGUUGAUUCAGGCUCUACUUCUGACUGGAACCCAGUAGUAAAUCCAGUGAGAGGGUUUGUAAACCACUUUAACGCAAGGAUACAUAUACCGACAGAGAUAAAUGGAGAUGUAGCACGUUAUGCAACAGAGAUGCACCAGAGAGAGUCCUCUGGAGCUACUCAGAAGCUAAUCUUCAGCAACCCGAGCGUUGAGGAGCUUGAAUCGUUGCUGAAUCCGGGAUGUGUUCUCGAUGCAUUCUUGUCUCUGGAGCCGUAUGAUUAUCAGCUGAAAGCUGGAAUCCGUCUCGUUGCCAAAAAGAUAGUUAUACACUCGUAA